CACAGGCAGUGGCUUGACAAGUGAUGUCACCGUGGUAGGUGGGGCUACAUGAGAUGUUAUGCUAUCACCUGGAAAAAAGUGAUGUCAGAGCCAGAGACCCACGAACAGAGGAGAUCGUGUCAACGCUGGACCAGGCAGUGACGUCACUGGCAGGCCAGGAAGUGAUGUCACCCUCAGAUCAGGAGGCGUCAGGCCUGGACCAGGUUCUGAUGUUACCUAGGCACCAGGAAAUGACAUCACCGACAUACUUGGAUGGCAGACCCACACCAGACAGUGACAUCAUCAGAACAUCAGGAAGUGACAUCAUGACUAAACCCAGAGCAGAGCUCGCUGACGUCCCCGGCGGCAUCCCUGGCCUCCGGCAGCGUCCCUGCUCGGCGUCUCCGCUCCCCAGCGACGUCCCCGCUGCCCGGUGACAUCACUGCUCCCCGGUGACGUCCUCACCCCCCUGCCAUGGCGGAGGCGGUGCACUACAUCCACCUGCAGAACUUCAGCAAGUCGCUGCUGGAGACGCUCAACGGGCAGCGCCUGGGCGGCCACUUCUGCGACGUGACGGUGCGCAUCCGGGAGGCGACGCUGCGGGCCCACCGCUGCGUGCUGGCCGCCGGCAGCCCCUUCUUCCACGACAAGCUGCUGCUGGGCCACUCGGCCAUCGAGGUGCCGCCUGUAGUGCCCAGCGGCGCCGUGCGCCAGCUCGUCGAGUUCAUGUACAGCGGCUGCCUCGUCGUCGCCCAGUCCGAGGCUCUGCAGAUCCUCACGGCCGCCUCCAUCCUCCAGAUCAAGACGGUCAUCGACGAGUGCACUCAGAUCAUCUCGCAGAGCCGCGGCCCCAAAGCUUUGGCCGUAGCCCGGCCGCCCGAGCCACCCAAGGAGGCCGAGGCGGAGGUGCCCGAGGCGCCCAAGGGAGCUGACGUGCGCUACAAGCUACGAGACCUGCUGGCAGCGGCGCAGCGCGAUGCCGAGGGGCGUUUUGGGGCGCCCGAGCCAGCGCCCAGCUGCCACAGCCGCAAGCAGCGCCAGCCGCUGCGGCUCCAGCUGCCCGUCAAGGAGGAGGAGGAGGGCGGCGGAGGCAGCAGCGGUGGUGGCGAGGAAGGCUUCGCCCCGGCGCCUUUCGCCACUGCCGCCGAGGAGCCCCAAUUCUUCGGGGCACCUGAGGUCUUCGCUGAGGCGUUUCUGCCACCUUGGCCGGGCGAGGACGGCAGCAAAUUUGGGCCUGACUGCAGCCUGGAGGCAGCGGGCCGGGGCUUCGCCUUCGGGGCCAAGGCGCCCGCAGGCACCGACGCCUUCGCCUUCACCCCGGCACCGCCGCCACCGCCGCCGGCACCGUUCUACGAGGCUGGGGCCGAGGUGGGGCUGAGCCCUGGCGCCCCAGCGGCUCCCGCGGCGUCGCGGCCCGGCCCCUCGCGCUGCCCCGAACCCUCCUACCAGUGCGGCCACUGCCAGAAAACCUUCAGCUCCCGCAAGAACUACACCAAGCACAUGUUCAUCCACUCCGGCGAGAAGCCCCACCAGUGCUCGAUCUGCUGGCGCUCCUUCUCGCUGCGCGACUACCUGCUGAAGCACAUGGUGACGCACACGGGCGUGCGCGCCUUCCAGUGCGGCGUCUGCUGCAAGCGCUUCACCCAGAAGAGCUCCCUCAACGUCCACAUGCGCACCCACCGCCCCGAGCGCUUCCAGUGCCGCCUCUGCACCAAGGGCUUCUCCCACCGCACCCUCCUGGAGCGCCACGCUGCCGCCAACCACCCUGCCGCCGCUGCCGGGCCGCCCCCGCCGCCCGCCGACGCCUGGCAGCCCGAACCGCCGGCUCCCGAAGCCGGCCUGGCCGGUUGGCAGGGCGCCGAGGCCGGCCCGGCUUGACGGCGCUCGCCGUCGCCCUCGUCCUCUGCCUCCGCCUCGCGAACUCAGCGCCGUUCGCGGAGGAGGAAACCGGUUUCCGGCGCGUAACUCGCGGGGAGGAAGGGCAACGCGCCGGGCAGCGUGGCGCGCCGGCUUCGGCGCCCGUCGCGGGGGGCGGCUGAGAGCGAGGAAGGACGAGGAAGGGCAGCCCGCGGCUUCCGGCCCCGCGCGCCGGGUUAUUAAACGGCUGUCGGCGCCGCGCGCGCGCGUUAUGCCCAGCGGGCUCUGAAAAAUCAACACGAACGUUUUAAGGAAACAA
This is a messenger RNA of Rhea pennata, 2155 nucleotides long. RefSeq names its product zinc finger and BTB domain containing 45 (gene ZBTB45). Lineage: Eukaryota; Metazoa; Chordata; Aves; Rheiformes; Rheidae. Bases 454 to 1857 code for a protein of 467 amino acids. Gene Ontology annotation, molecular function: DNA-binding transcription factor activity, RNA polymerase II-specific; protein binding; RNA polymerase II cis-regulatory region sequence-specific DNA binding. Gene Ontology annotation, biological process: regulation of transcription by RNA polymerase II. The record is from RefSeq and is a predicted model, not a curated record. The transcript has 3 exons.